AUGGCCCGUCUCAACCUCGCCAGCCCCGUCAAGGGCGACACCGCCCAGAAGAAGCCCAAGAACUACCGCAAGAUCGGCCUGAAGACGCCACUGCAACGGCGAUUCCGCGAUGCCUCGCCUGGCUCAUCCCCCGAAGACGACAACGCCUCCCGGUCCACCAGCCGAGCGCCCCGGACGACCGACAUGCUCUCGCAGGUGAAGAGCCGCUCGCAGCGCACGGGGAAGAAGCCCGCCGGCGGGAUCUUCGACAUUUUCUCCGACAGUGACGGGGCCAGUGAUCGCGAACAGCAGAAGAAGACUAGAAAGCACACCGGAACGUCAUCCCGUGCGGCCGCCGAGAAGAGCGCGCUCAAGCUGGCGCCUGUCAACUCCAUGCUGCUCGCGCCGUUGCAGCAGCAGUCGCGGGGAAGACAGGCGCGCAAGUCCGAGACGUACGACUACAGCAAGGAAAACGACCCCACAGAGCACCAGCAGGAUGACGAUGAAUAUCACUCUUCUAUCAGUCGGAAUCCGUCGGACGCUUCCUCGCGUCGGUCGCCUACCAGACGGACUAUGCGUCAGGAUCCUGCGGGAAAUGCGAACGAGGACCGCCGCAGCUUGUUCCUCAACUACCGGCAGCCGGAGAUCCACCUGGACGACGGGGAGAGUGAGGACAAUGGCUUUGAUUCUAUGGACGACUUCAUUGUCAGCGACAAUGAGGAUCCUGACUGUGAGACAUCUGGCGACGAGCGGGCAGAAGACGAAGAUGUCACCAUAAAGAACCUGCCUCCACCUAAACCCAAGAAGCGACUGAUAAAGGGAAGACGACCAAGCCCAGAGGAGGAGUUAAAGAAGGCGUUACAGAGUUCAUCACAAAAGGGCACCUUCAUUCUGGAGCCGUCUUUGCCGGCAGAGAUCGUCAAGCUGUCUCCGGAGAAACCCAGACGAUUCUUUCAGAACAGGAACAACAUGCCGGAAAAGCAGGACACGCAGGACAGAGACAUUAUUCCGGAAAAGACGGACAACCAGAGGCUAGAUGUCCACAUUGACAGCGACGACCCCUCUUCACAGCUCCAGCAGGACCUGUUUGAUGCAAUCACCAAGUUCAACGCCCUCUCCACAGAACCACAAGAGCCGACUCUGGAGACACCACCGUCCAGUCCCUCUGGCAACAAACUCCGCUCCCCCACCAGACCCAAAAUUCACAUCCCUCCAACACCAUACCGCGAAAGCGUGGACGCCUUCUGGAGCCAGGAGGCUACCACGGAGUGGAUUGAUCAGCAUUCUCCCCACAAACUCGACCAGUUCUUGAAGGACUUUGCAGAGGAUUCUGACGACAAGGAAGCUGAUAGAGACCUCAUGCCUCGCCAUCAGGUGACCAAGAAGGGGCCCAAGGGCCCCAGCAAGACGGCGUUGAAGAAGGCCGAGGCCGAGCAGCGCAAGGCCAUGAUGGCCCGGCGUAAGUCGUUUGACGGCAAGAAGGCAGCCCUUGCAGAGGACUUCUUCAAGACCCUGGACGACGCGGUCACGGGUGGCAGGAUCCAGCAGCUCGCAGAGGAAACGGGCGGUGUCCAGAUCACAUGGAGCAAGACCCUUCAGACCACGGCUGGACGGGCUAGCUGGAAGCGCGAAAAGCAGGCCAAGGCCGAAGAUACCCCCAGCACGUCCAGGCACCAUGCCACGAUCGAGCUGGCCGAGCGGAUUAUUGACAGCGAGGACCGCUUGCUCAACACCCUCGCCCACGAGUACUGCCACCUGGCGAACUUUAUGAUCUCCAACAUCCACAACAACCCGCACGGAGCUAGCUUCAAGCUCUGGGGCUACAAGUGCAAGGAAGCCCUAAAGAGCCAUCCAGUUUACAGCGGACGGGUCGAGGUCACCACCAAGCACAGCUACAAGAUCGACUACAAGUAUGUGUGGUGCUGCGUGGACUGCGGCCAGAACUACGGACGACACUCGAAGAGCAUCGAUACGAGCCGGGCGCGCUGCGGCAAGUGCCAGGGUCUGUUGCAGCAGAUCAAGCCGAAGCCACGAAAUGUGUCGCCCAGGAAGAAGCAGUCGCCGCAGCCGCAGCCUGCUGUGGAUGAUGUGGUCGAGGUGCUGGGGGCUGUUUCUUUGGGAUGA
This is a messenger RNA of Aspergillus terreus NIH2624, 2103 nucleotides long. Its product is annotated as SprT family zinc-dependent metalloprotease. NCBI's taxonomy places the organism in Eukaryota, Fungi, Ascomycota, Eurotiomycetes, Eurotiales, Aspergillaceae. The record is from RefSeq and is a predicted model, not a curated record. The transcript is spliced from 2 exons. The coding region runs from base 1 to 2103 and encodes 700 amino acids. Gene Ontology annotation, cellular component: nucleus.